Messenger RNA from Myotis lucifugus (little brown bat), 2249 nucleotides. It is a transcript of the gene SMARCD2, whose product is annotated as SWI/SNF related, matrix associated, actin dependent regulator of chromatin, subfamily d, member 2. Gene Ontology annotation, biological process: regulation of transcription by RNA polymerase II. Gene Ontology annotation, cellular component: SWI/SNF complex; nucleus. The record is from RefSeq and is a predicted model, not a curated record. Lineage: Eukaryota; Metazoa; Chordata; Mammalia; Chiroptera; Vespertilionidae.
AUGUCACCAGGGAGCCGGAUGCCCAUGGCUGGCUUGCAGGUGGGCCCCUACGGGCUCCCCAUUGGUACAGCUACUCCACUUCGACCUGGCAUGCCACCCACCAUGAUGGACCCAUUCCGAAAACGCCUGCUUGUGCCCCAGGCCCAGCCCCCAAUGCCUGCCCAGCGCCGGGGGUUAAAGAGGAGGAAGAUGGCAGAUAAGGUUCUACCUCAGCGAAUUCGGGAGCUUGUCCCAGAGUCUCAGGCGUACAUGGACCUCUUGGCUUUUGAGCGGAAGCUGGACCAGACCAUUGCUCGCAAGCGGAUGGAGAUCCAGGAGGCCAUCAAAAAGCCUCUAACGCAAAAACGAAAGCUGCGGAUCUAUAUUUCCAAUACGUUCAGUCCCAGCAAGGCGGAAGGUGACAGUGCAGGAACUGCAGGGACCCCUGGGGGAACCCCAUCAGGGGACAAGGUGGCUUCCUGGGAACUCCGAGUGGAAGGAAAACUCCUGGAUGAUCCUAGCAAACAGAAGAGGAAGUUCUCUUCAUUCUUUAAGAGCCUCGUCAUUGAGCUAGACAAGGAGCUGUACGGGCCUGACAACCACCUGGUGGAGUGGCAUCGGAUGCCCACCACCCAGGAAACGGAUGGCUUCCAGGUGAAACGGCCUGGAGACCUCAAUGUCAAGUGUACCCUCCUGCUCAUGCUGGAUCAUCAGCCUCCUCAGUACAAGUUGGACCCCCGACUGGCAAGGCUGCUGGGAGUGCACACACAGACAAGGGCCGCCAUCAUGCAGGCCCUGUGGCUGUACAUCAAACACAACCAGCUGCAGGACGGGCAUGAGCGCGAGUACAUCAACUGCAACCGUUACUUCCGCCAGAUCUUCAGUUGUGGUCGUCUCCGAUUCUCCGAGAUUCCCAUGAAGCUGGCUGGCUUGCUGCAGCAUCCAGACCCCAUUGUUAUCAACCAUGUCAUUAGCGUGGACCCUAAUGACCAGAAGAAGACAGCCUGUUAUGACAUUGACGUCGAGGUGGAUGACCCACUCAAGGCCCAGAUGAGCAAUUUCCUGGCCUCUACCACCAAUCAGCAGGAGAUUGCCUCCCUUGAUGUCAAGAUCCAUGAGACCAUCGAGUCCAUCAACCAGCUGAAGACCCAGAGGGAUUUCAUGCUCAGCUUUAGCACUGACCCCCAGGACUUCAUCCAGGAAUGGCUCCGUUCCCAGCGCCGAGACCUCAAGAUCAUCACUGAUGUGAUUGGGAAUCCUGAGGAGGAGAGACGAGCUGCUUUCUACCACCAGCCCUGGGCCCAGGAAGCAGUGGGGAGGCAUAUCUUUGCCAAGGUGCAGCAGCGAAGGCAGGAACUGGAACAGGUGCUGGGAAUUCGCCUGACCUAACUGCUCAGGGAUCCCUUCCUUUCUUCCCAGCCCAGGCAUCAUCCCCUUCUCAGCCUGGAAGGGACCCCCAUCUGAGGCUGCAGACACAUAGGAUAAGGAGCAGGGUGAAGGUUUGUCCUGUUACCCUCAGCUUCCCAGCGUUAGUUUCAUAAAUGUAGCGGUAGGAUUCCUUGUUGCUUGGUCCCCAAAGCCUUAUUACUUACUUUCCGCAUUGGCUUUAAUUGGGUUCACAAUAAACGCCUCUGCUCCCUGCAGGCAGGCCCACGUAGGACUACUGGGGGCCUGGCUUUGCCAUUGUAAGGGAGGAGGUUCAGAACCAAAGGCCAUUGGCUUUGCUUGUUUACAGACUUCCCCUUGGGGCAAGUGCCCUAGCUGGCUCUGGGGAGCUGGGCAAGGAAGAGAGACUCAGCUCACUCUUCCUACCCUUUCUAAACCAAAGUUCUUUGCCAUUCCGACCAGCCCAGCCUAGCUGCUGGCUUUUUCCUUUCCUUUGGGUAUUUGCACUAUUUGGGGAGCAGGUUCUUCUAUGUGGGAGCCACUUUUUUAUACAGGGGGCAAGUUGGGGUUUUUCAGGGAGCCCUGUUUGGUGCCUCCUCCCUUAUUUUCUUUCCUCAAUCUAUGCAAGCGGCUCUGGCCGCCAUCAUCUCCUGGGAUGCCAGAGGGCUGCCACUCCAGCUCUUGGGCCCAGGGCUAUAAAGCCUCCUAGAGGAAGGGGACACUCAAGUUCUCUGGCUUGGCCUGAGGCAUGGGUGUGUGUGCUUGGUGGAGGGCAGGGGGAACUCAUUCCCAUUUGGAGCUUGAUAAGAAGGGUGGGCCUAGGGCUUGGAAAGUGCCACUUCUGGCAGGUUUGGAAAUUUCCAAAUAAAUCCUUGUUUAUUGGU